UUCCAUACCAUAUACUUGGGUAUCCGGAGUCGACGGAGUGGAGAGAAUGACAGAUGGCGGUUUUAUUGGAAAAUGGUGUAUGAGUAUGCAGAUGUGAGUAUGCUGCAUUUGCUAGCCACGUUUCUGGAAAGCGCACCCCAGCUGGUCCUGCAGCUCUGUAUUGUUGUACAGACUCGUACACUCCAAGCUCUCCAAGGUCUUACAGCUGCAGCAUCUCUUGUAUCCCUGGCUUGGGCUUUGGCCUCCUACCAAAAGGCCCUCCGUGACUCCCACGAUGACAAGAAACCCAUCAGCUAUAUGGCUGUUAUAAUCCAGUUUUGCUGGCAUUUCUUCACAAUAGCCGCGAGGGUCAUUACUUUUGCUCUGUUUGCCUCGGUUUUCCAGCUGUACUUUGGGAUCUUCAUUGUGCUUCACUGGUGCAUCAUGACCUUCUGGAUCGUCCACUGCGAGACAGAGUUUUGCAUCACUAAGUGGGAGGAGAUAGUGUUCGACAUGGUGGUGGGGAUAAUCUAUAUCUUUAGCUGGUUCAACGUCAAGGAAGGAAGGACACGCUGCAGGCUUUUCAUUUAUUAUUUUGUGAUCCUUUUGGAAAACACCGCCCUGAGCGCCCUGUGGUACCUGUACAAGGCCCCACCGAUCUCCGACGCGUUUGCCAUACCAGCACUGUGUGUCGUGUUCAGCAGCUUUCUAACGGGCAUUGUUUUUAUGCUGAUGUACUAUGCCUUCUUUCACCCCAACGGACCGCGGUUCGGGCAGUCACCAAGCUGCGCUUGUGAGGACCCUGCCGCCGCCUUCGCUCUGCCCCCUGAAGUGGCGACCAGCACGCUGAGGUCCAUCUCCAACAACCGGAGCGUCACGAGCGAGCGGGAUCAGAAAUUUGCGGAGAGGGACGGGUGCACGCCCGUGUUUCAGGUGAGACCCACUGCACCUUCCACACCUUCCUCCCGGCCACCAAGGAUUGAGGAGUCUGUCAUUAAAAUCGACCUGUUCAGGAACAGGUACCCAGCCUGGGAGAGACACGUGUUGGACAGGAGCCUGAGGAAGGCCAUCCUAGCAUUUGAAUGUUCCCCUGCUCCUCCACGGCUACAGUAUAAAGACGAUGCCCUUAUCCAGGAACGCUUGGAGUACGAGACCACAUUAUAA
Molecule: messenger RNA, 1143 nt
Organism: Tinamus guttatus (white-throated tinamou)
Lineage: Eukaryota; Metazoa; Chordata; Aves; Tinamiformes; Tinamidae
Source: RefSeq, a predicted model, not a curated record